AGUAGUGUUUGGAGAGCAGUUUGAAGCGUUUCCAUUUUUUGCCACCUUGUUAUCACUGACUUUUUUUUCACCUCUUUUAGCUCUCGCCUCGUUUUGUUUACCUCUUGGCUCCUAACACGUGGGAAAGGGCGGGGGAGGGGGGACCGAAAGAGGAGAGGAGAGGAGAAGAAAGGAGGGGGAGGGAGAGAGGGAAGUCGGAUUAGCGCAGCGUCGGUGCCCGGUGUCCUUUUUAAACCACAACAAACAUCAGAGUGAUUGAGAGAGGCACAGAGUGAAGAAAACCCAUUUGAACCUGCUUGUCCUCCGCAGCCAGUGUCAGCAUCUCUCUCUCUCGCUCUACCUCCAUCAAGCAUCCGGCGUUCAGGCAUGUCUCUGUCCGGCUCACAGACACCAGAGGACGGACUCUACGGUGAGUGACGGGAUGGUGGGGCUGGGACCAGGCCGUUGUUUAGCUGUAACCUCCUGAUGUGUUUUUGCAUUUGCCUCUGCAGCUAUGACGUAGUAUUAGACAUCUAGCAGGUAAUUGUAGUCAUUUAAGCAGCUGGUAUGUGUGCACAGGUGGGUCUGACCUCAUUAUGCAACUGUAAACAAAGUAGGUAAACAAUAUAAUCAGUGACCCCAUAAUCAGCUAACUUUCCCCCCAACACAGGUAUGAUAUGCUGAGGCUAUCCAACAGUGUAGACAUAAUGCCAACAGCAUGCCUGAUUGCGAGCAGGUGUAUGAGGAAGAAGCCACACAGGGAGUGAAGAAGAAGGCACUGACGGUUUUUAGAGCUGGCAUUGUUGUUGCCACUGACACUGUCAUUGUGUAAACGGAUUCCCUGACUCACCUGUUUGUAUCUCUGUAAGCCAAUUAAGCUGCAGAGAUUUUCUGACGCUUAUAGCUCCACUGUGCUGUGUGAACAUUGUUUGGCACGUAGGAUGCUGGGUAAGAACAUGUGGAGCAUAUUAUGGCAGGACAGGAAGGGACUGUACGAAAAUAUAGGGGGCUAGGCUUAUGAUAAACAGGGAUUACAGACAAAUUGAUUGCAGGGUUUUGGCCAGAGUUAAUUCCUUUCUUAUCAAGUCAAAAAGUUUAUUUUUUUUUUUUACUUUAAAAUAUCUGGACUAGUUUAAUGUUUUUUGACACAGAUCUCAUGGAUUAGUUUUUUUUUUUGGAGCCACAGUCCCAUAAUUACCUCUAAACUCAGUUGUUUUUAACUUCUAACCUGGCAACACUGAAGCAAUAUACAAUUACUUGCCAACAAAAUUAACUAAUUUCGUUGAUCUCUCUGCACUGAUGGCGAUCAAUGACUGGUUUUACACCCUCUUUUAUUUUGCUUUCCAAACUGACUAUUCAGAUCAGAUUUUAAGCUCAGGUUGUGAACAGUGCAGUCUUUUCAACCAGUCUCAAAACAUCAGAAAUGCAUGUAGUGUUUUCUAGGAACUCAGCUGGUUUCUAUUCUGGGUAGUCUACUUUUAAGGUUACCAAUUAAUCAGUUACCUCCACUGGUUGUUGUCCAAAGCAGUGUGAAAUUUAAUACAAAUUUACACACAAUAAAAAUGAGAAAAAACGUAUAAUUUAUCUGAGUGUCCGUGAGCUAAAGUUCACAGCAUGCAUUAGGGUGAAACAGUUGGUGGCGCUGACUUUUCUGCAGGGUAACAUUAAAUCAUUAAAAAGAAGGCGAUACAAUGAGAUUAUGUGAUUAAAAGAGCACAGGGCAAACUAUAGACGAUGGAAAACGUGAUGGAAAUGUGGCUCUUUUAACUUUGUUUUUGGUGUUUUUAAAAUUACAGUGUCCUGAUAUCUGCUAGGUUUUAGUCUUAAUAACUAAUAUAGAAAACUACAUUGAAAUUUUAGCCUGUUUCCACUAUAUUUUGGUGGCACAAGUUAACUAGUUCUGGGAAGUUUCCUGCUUUUACUCAAAAAUUUGGUCGGAAAGAUGAAGUUGACUCAAAAGUAAAAUGUCGUCAUCUUCAUUUGUGCAACAAAAAUGAUAACGAUGUUGAAAGGAGUUCACAAAAUGCCUCUUUUUUAUAGUAUUGUAAGUUUACUGGGAAAACGCUUGCCUUUAAAUCUUGCACGAAAAAUGAACAUUCAAUUUAUGGCAAAAAAAAUAAAAUAACAUACCCAGCCUGCCUUUCUAAAACAAUCUGCCUUCAACAGAAAGAACAAAGACACAUCCAUCCCUCUACAUUUCCUUUACAGAGACAGACACUAAUAGGAAAUCAAAAGUGAUGCUGUUACGCUGCAGUUCAUUGAGUCUUUUUAGCAUCCAGCUCUUGUCCACAUUACAUAAAGCAGAUUUGGCAGUGGCACAGAUGAAUGUGUACAGGAUUGCACCAUAGACACUGAUUUAGUGCUGCAGAAUGGCGACAGAUAGAUAAAUCAGGCAGCAAGGCAGUUGUUAUGUCAUAACUCCCCUCUAAAGAAACAUAACUAGGGCAAUGGCACAGUUUCCCCGCUCUGCUCUCCCUCCCUCCCCCUCUCCCCCCUCCAGCUCUAUGCCCACUCAUGUCUCCUCUUUUUGCCGCUGCUGCUUGUGUGAUUAUAGUGUCAUAAAGUGAAGAUUAAAGCGAUCACAUCAUACAUUGGUAGGCAGAUGAGGUGUUGAUAUUUUGUAGAACGCUGCGUGUGUCAGUGAGGAGUAAAGACAUGUUGACAAGAGAGAAACAAGAGGAAGAGGAGAGGGAGGAGGGUGAAUGGCUAAUCUCUAACAGAAAUAAGACCUUACGUAAGCAAGCAUGCUGUCAGGCCCAGUUAUCCCUGCCCUACUGUUUGGCUCGGACUGUGUGCACGCUAUACACACCAGAGUACGUGCGUGUGUAAAUCUCUUCCUGAUCAUGUACUCAGUGAACCUACAUGUCCAUUCAUUCAUGUACCGUGUGUGUUUUUAACCCACUGGUUUAGACUCAUUCAUUGCCAGAGUGUGUUCGUGUGAGUGCGUGUGUUUGUGUGUUUUAAAGCAUGCAUUCAGAGUCGUGUCCGGCAGGAUGUCCAUUCAGCAUUUAUCGCCUCUCAGAAUGUCAAAUGUCACGUCAGGACAUCUGUGACAUCACGAUGAGUCAACAAAACAGGCCUGUCCGCUCACACUUUACAGCACAACAAAGCUGUAACAUUUAUGAUAGUGUCAGAGGAGUGUGGUGGUGUUAGUAAUUUCUGAUAUUAGUGAAAUUACUCCUUUACCUGCAUUAUUCAGAACAACAGAAGAGGACUGAAGCUACUAUUGAAGAUCAGUUUCAACACUUUAGCAGGCUGAUAUGACUGUCAAAAGUACCAAACCCUUAAGUAAAAUAAUUAAAAAGAAGAGCAAAAAAAUUAAAGCGCCAGUGAGUGACCUUCAGUGUGUGUUGAUUUUACAUGCUUGUGUAAUUUCUUAUAAGAAAAAAUCUCAUCCUCUUUACUUUAGUCAACAAACUGUGUCAUUCAUUGUGAAUAUUUAAUGUGGAAAAUGUGAAAACAAGGCUGUUAUCCUAAUGUCAGAUGUUAGAAAUAGGGCGAGCCGAUUAAAUCGGCCGAUUUUAGCCCGUUUGAGACUAAUCGGUAAUUGGCCAAAUAUAAUUCGCCAAUAUAUAAUAAUAAUAAUAAUAUAAUAAGUAACAGUAACUGAAAUACCUAAUAAUUAUAGUCAAAGUGUCUUCUUAUAAGUUACUCUUUACACAAUAGUCAUGUUUAUUGUGUUGCAAAUUAUAUUAAUGAAACUAUGGUCUUUUUUUGUUCAAAUCUGAUCGUGCUUCCAAACUUUUGGCCUGUAGUAUAUAUAUAUAUAUAUAUAUAUAUAUAUAUAUAUAUAUAUAUAUAUAUAUAUAUAAAGACCACAGGGGUAGCCAAAGUGCUGUACAUUGAGACAUAAAUACAAAUAAAACAAGCAAAGAACAAGAUAAAAACAUGGACUGUAUAUAGAAUGGACGCUGUCUGCCUUCAUUGUUGGGUGAAGCCACUCCGAGAACAGCACCCUCUGUUGAUGGGCUGCAGUAUAGGUCAUAAAUCCCGCCUCCGCCAGCAAAGCUUGUGGAGCUGUGGACAAACUUUAGAAAUUUAUUACACAGGAUGUCAUUUUUUCUCUACCCCCCGUCGUGGUGUUUACCUGUAGUUACAGUAAGACUGGUUUGUGCUCAAGUCCUCUUUUUUCUGUAAAGCUGCGUUAUUAAAAGUUAUUAGGGUGUUCAUGUUUUCUUUGAUUGACACCUGAUACAGCCUAUGGGCAUACAGGGAUUGCGUAGCUGAUCCAGGAGAUACGCUGUUUGAGCCAAGCAUCAUCACAGCGACUCCCGGUGACUCUCCUGCCGAACAGUGCUACAGCACAAUGCUGGUUUCAAGAAAUGAAGAAAAAUCCCGGACAUACCGAGAGCUUUUUGGCUUCAAAUCCAUAUACAGGCGGGAGGAGGAACCAAGUUGUCCAUAGUAGAUACAGUCUAUGGUGCACACUCAAGGGAGAAAGUAAACUCCUUGCCAACAUUACACUAGCUAGCAAGUUAAGCCUCUACUACAUAUCAGAUAAUUGAAUGACAGCACUUACUGAACUAUUCAAUCUGUUGUUUGGUCUUCAAAUAUGAUCAAGUUUCUCUGUACAUUCAGCUUGAUAUGCAAUUAAAAAGUCUCUGUCGUAUAUCAUUCAUUUUUACAAUUACCCUAAUUCAUAGACUGUAUCUUUAGCUUUGGCUGCCAGCCUCAGGUGGACACCUGCAGUUUGUACAGUUUUCAGUGUUGAGGUCACUGCUUGCCUUAAACACAACACUUUAAACAGCAUCUCUACCACACACCCUGAGCAUGGCGGAAGGGAAUGUUUGGUCUGUCACUAAAGUCAACUCCCAUUGAAAAAUCUACUCCUGGCAGAGUAUAUAGAGGUAAAUAAGUACUAAAACAAAUGUUGCUGUCUUUAUUUGAGUGAGUCAUUGUAAAAACUCGAUAUUCAGGCCUCAGAUUUGUUUGCUCUCCUCAUCACAGCUCCUUUCAGCUCAUUAAAGGCUGUAUACAGUUUCUGCACGAAGCCCUGAUGUUUCCCGCUUCCUCGCUGACUCACUGAGCAUCAUUACUGACUGCAUGUUUUGUUUGAUCCUCAGGCUCCUGGGUCGAGUUGGAGGAGCUAAUCGCAGCCGUGAGCCGCAGGGAGAGUCUGACAGGGCCGCAGGACAGCAUCUCCUCCGCCCUGCAGGGGGAGCUAGAGAGGAUCCUUCUGGAGGCACAGCUCGAGUGUGAAAGGAAUAGAGACAGGUAGGGUGCAGUUAUUUUUCUUGCGCUGUGUUUUGUUUGGGGGAUUGAACAGCACAGCAGGGUGUAAAAAUAACAUGCACAGUAAUAAGUUUCCUCCUGCGCACAGCUAAAGUUUGCUUGUUUUUGGCAAUAUGUGUUUACUUUUUUUGUUAGUUUUCACAGAAGAGUGUAUUUAUGUGAAAAACGGCAGUCUGUUCGAUUCUGGCUGACAAAAUAAAACUGAGUGUCUUUUGUCUUCUACAGUCCUCCACAGGCUGUGACUCCACAGUCUACUGGAUCCCCCAGAGCAACUAGUGAGCAUGACAGCGACUAUGUCCCCAUACAGGUAUUUAUUCUCAUAACAGUGAGAUGAAGACGCAUUCAUAUUUAUCAAAAAAAUAUGAUCUCUCUCUUUUGUUUAAAGGAUUUGAUUGUAUUUCAAAGCACAUGAACUGAAAGUCAGUAACAUAUCUACUCAGUUUUUAUAAAAUAAUAAAUAUAAAACAAAAAAAGAUAGAAGAUGCAAAUAUGUCUGAACAGACUAGUUAUAAAUCGCAUAUAUAUUCAAACAAAAUAGCAUCACUUUAGGGAAAUGAUUUGAUACUCCUCCUACAACCACUCAAACUUGUUUAUCUGGAGCCUUAAAGACAAGUUGAUCUUUUUCUUAACAAAGUUUGCAUUAAUUGUGUCAUACUAGUCUUUACUCUGGCUUUUAGUUGAAUUUAGUUUUAAUCUUUCAAUCUGCAUUAUGUGAUUUUAGACUAUUUUAGUCCCAGAGUAAUUAUUUUGUGUUUUAUUUCUUUUUUUUAUUUAAUCUCAUUUAUUGUUUGAUUUUAAGACUUUCAUUAAAUUAACUUUUAACGCGUAUCACCUAUAUUAUAUUUUAUCAUGGUUUUAUCAUUUUAGUCUGAGAUCCAGUGUCAUUUUUUCCAGUGUCAUCUUUUUUAACUCAGAUAGUGUUUCCUCAGUCAUCUGUGGAAGGUUGAAGAGUCCUGGUCUUUUAUGUGUGCAUCUGUGUGUGUGAGUGUGUGAGUGCUGUAUGUGUUGAAUAGGGGUUGGGAGUGUGGGUGUGGUUAGGUUUUUGUAUUUUUAUUUAUUUUUUUCAUUGUUUUUUUUUUUUUUAAUAUCCUGCAUGAAUGGACAGCACUUCGUGCUAUAUUCCAUGUAUGAAAAGUGCUUUAAAAUUAAAGUUUGAUUGAUCGAUUGAUCGGGUUUCCAAUGUUAGUCCCAAACAAAACUCACAUUUGUACCAAUAACAUUCCUGAAUCCUUUGUGUGUCUUACACCGUAAAGCAUGAAACUUAAAAGGAUCAAAACAACAGGAGCCACAUUUUUUCCAGCAGCUGGAAAAGCUGAAGUGGUGAGAUUUCUGAACAGGUGUAACAAGUAUCUCAUGAGACUCUUCCAGCCAUGAAGUUGAGCUUGUUAUCGUAUACAUGAAUUCCCGAUAUUUUUCCAAGGCUUACUUUGAAACACGUAUUGAUUUCCUCUUCUUGUCGUUUUAUGUAAGCAGUAUUCUCUGAGAUUAUUCUAAACAUAGACCUCACACUAUAGGCUCUUAAAAACUUUUCAUAGCUUCUUUUCAAACAUGAUCUGACUGAAACAGUGAGCUGUUGAUUUACUGUGUAUUAGUAGAAAUCUUCAAACAGUGUUAUUUAAUUGGUAUUUUCAGAGGAACUUCUGGUUUGUGUCAAUCUUAGAGCCCCCUGUGGACAAAGUGAUCCCCCUUAUAUCGUCCUGUGUAUGAAAGUAUUGUAUUUAAAUAGAAACCUUCACCUGUCGUCUUGUAACAGUAAAGUCUAUCACUCAAAGUCAAUAAGGCAUUUUUUUAGGCUUCUGUCAACCACAUGAUCCGACACCUAAAUUCAGAACUCCCUGAAAUAUUUACAAGAAGUAUUUCAAAUUAAAAUUAUGUUAAAGAUGGAUAUCCUGAUAUGAGUUUUUUCUUUUUUUUUUUUCUUCUGUGUUUGCUUUGAUUCCUUUUGCACAUUUAACACAUUCAUUUUGUCAUACUUUAUGUGUUGCAGGAGGAGGUUGAGCGGCGAGGGGACACUGACUGGGUGUGGGAUUGGUCCAGUAGACCUGAAAAUAUGCCACCGAAGUAAGAUCAGCGCUUUAAUUAAUUCUCAUUUGACAUUAGCUUGAAUGUGAUGUGUAAUUAAAAUUAAGCAUCUGAGUUUUUAGAGCAUUUUGAGUGUUGUUGAGCAAAUGCCCAUGAGUUUUGAGUGUCACUUUUUCACAAGAUCAUCAAGAAAGCAGAUGCAAGCAUAGCUCAAUGACUGAAGCAAAGGAAAAGCAGGUAGCCCAGCUCUAAAUCGUACCAGGCUGAAGCUCAUUUUUUUAACAUUUUGUGUGUAGCAGAUUAAAUUUGUUGUAUAAAAGCUGCCAUAUUUUGUUCUGAAUGGAGUUACUCGCCGUCAAAUUUCUUUCCCCCUGCAACCAGCGACAGCAUUAGAGAAAGUUGCCACAUAACUCCCCGGAAAAGCAGAUUUAUUCCUAUUUGACUGAAGAAACAUUUGGCAUUGUUGUGUUUGGAGCUAGUUGAAAGGUAAAGUUUAGUUUUUUUCAUCUCUUCAGCCUAACUCUGGCAGCAUGUUAAAAAUACAGCCUCAAAUUCAGUUUGCGUAUUUUCCCUUUGAGUGUUGAGAAACACAUGAAUCACCUUCACUUUUAUUUACACUUCCACUCUUGACAUUUCAUCUUCUUCAACACUAUAACUCAGUUUGACAGGUAGUAGCUUUUAAUGGCCUCAGACUGUCUCCACUACCUUUUCAUGCAUUCUGACUUUCCUCUCCUGUGUUCUCAUUAUCUCGGGUUAUUUUUUAUUCCUCCUCUCCUCACCUUAUCUGCAUCUCUUCUCUCCUGCUCCUCGUAUCCCUCUCGCUUGCUGCCUCUAUUUUUUCCUACAGAGAGUUUGUGUUUCAACACCCGAAGCAGCAGAGCUCCCUCAGCGUUAGGAAGACAGAGGUGAUGAAGAGAGGCCUCUUCUCCUCUGAUGUUCUCCUCUUACUUGGUCCGUCACUGCUGGCUUCACACCUGCUCACACUUGGAGUCGGGUAAGACACAUGCUCGUGCUCAUGGAGUCAUUUUUGAACGAUUUAUGCUCAGUAAAUGUUUAAAAGCAACCCAACAACUGCUUAGCUUGUCAGGCUUUUCCUUUUCCUCAAAGUAGUUCAUGGUGACACUAACGACAGACUGACAGCUUUAUGGUCCUCGCACUUUUAAAAACAUCUGGCAUUUCAUUUACAGAGGACAUAAACAAAGGAAUCUUGUCAGGUUUUGCUAGCAAGUAGUAAAUUUCCUGACCAAAAUAACAGAUGAUGAUACAUAUUGGUGAAUUUAUUACUGUAGUAAGCUAACUAAGUUAUGUCUAGUCCAUAAAUUUCAAAGUAUUUUACAAUGACUUAUACCAGGGUGUACCAGCCAACCUUUCUUCUUAAUCAGAACGCAAAAUUUAUGUUGGACACUGUUACUGGUCCACAAUCAAGGUUUUAUUCAUUCAACCAUGGGUUUUGGAUUAAUAUGGGGUUAAAAGAAAGGAUUAAGCUGCACUCUGGGGUGAUUUUUCUUCUUUCUACAUUCUUUUCAUGAAGUAAGUUUAGAAGAAGUGAAUGACUGACAAGUUUAUUUUAAAAAUUUUGAGUUUUAGGAGGUUGUCUUAGAUCGAGCUAAGUUAUUGGGCUUUGAUUUAAGCUUGACAAAGUUGUCAAAUUGUGCAGUGAAAGUUCUUUUGAGGAGACAAAAAUUCUCAGUGAUGCGUCUUUAUGAGUUGUAAAAGCAAACCAGACUGUCAGUGACAAAAUUGAAAUGUUCUGUAUUUUAAUUUUCAAUGGCUGUGCUGUGACACCUCCAAGAGGGGUAGCUGUCAGACCAGACAACUGACAGCAGGAUGAAGAAACAACCUUCUUAUGCACGGCAAAUAUCAUUUCAGUGAAAUGUUUGUUUACAGAAAGCAGGAUGAGAUUUUGUGUCAAACACGUCAACAAAUCUUGCACAAAGAGUCUGAACAUAUUGACACACUCUUUCUCACUAUGUUUAGUCACCUAUUUUAUAAAGACAUUUUCAGGCGUUUUUGCCUCUUAUAGAUGAGGGAGUGACAGCAACAAGGGGUAUGUGACUAAACUGCACGACAAACCAGCGCCCGAUGACAGAACAUUUCUCCCAUUGAUUAUGAAAAGUGAUCUUAUCUCAUUUAUCUCAUCAAUAAAGAAAAAAAAGUAAACAGCAUUAGAUUUGGGCUGCUGGAAAUACAUUUGAGGCCUUUCUAUGUUGUCUAUGUGCGGGGAAACAUGAAGCAAAAUCCAAAACCUAAGGACACUCUAACCCUGAAUUUCCACCGCAUCUGGAACGGCCCCGAUUUGGAGCGAAGGUGUUUUUCGCCGUACGCCAAUUCCUACCAGAUUCAUUUGUGAGGCGAAUUUUGGUGGGUUACAGACAGUGGGAAUUGCAAAAAACCACAAGAACCCGCAGAUUGACAUGCAAUCGUGCGUUAACGAGUUGUCUCUUUAAAGACAGCCACAUAACCAUAUGAGCAGUAGAUUGUGUCCUUUCAGAGGAGGAAAUCCACUUCUAGACUUCCAGUAUCAGCAUCUUCUCAUCCAUGGUGUCAUCAGGGUGAAAUGCUGUCUAAAAACCUUUCACUUGUUCGUCCCCGCUCGUUUGCAUGGUGUGAAAUACGAUCCCCCGGAACAUGGAGUGUUUUAUUUUGAAAAGAAGCCGGAUGUUUUAUUCUGUGUCUGGGCCUGACUUCCUUUCCAGCACAGGUUAAUCUGUGCUGAAUUUAUCCAGCAUGCUCCAGCGUCCGGAAAAAAUAGAGCUCUUGCGAUUAGCUGCAGAGUCCGGCGAGUCGCAGUGGAACAGAAAGAAACCAAUGGAAAUUGACACAUUAACUUCAAUGUUUACAAUCAGCUAUGAUCGGCAGAUAUGGCCUUUUUUUGAGCCGUUCCGGAUGCGGUGGAAAUUGGGGGUAAGAAAGGUUACAGCUGCUCAGAUAUGAGUGGAAAACUGAGGUAAGCAUUUAAGCGUACUGUCACCUACAAUUUACCUCUUUCUCUUUUUCAGGAUCUACAUAGGAAAGCGAUUGGCUGCUUCAACAACUAGCACGCUGUGACGUUGGCUGUAGCACAUCCCCUCCAUUCACUCAGAGUCUGACCAGUAAGGUCACAGUCUGCCCUCUCCACUGCAAUUACUUGCCUCCCUAUUUCCUCCUCACUGGGGCAACCUUAGGACCCCGCCUGUCUGUCCCCCUGUCUCCACGUUCAUCUGUCUUUCUGUCAGUCUGUGCAUGUCGUAGGGCUCCGGGAGCGGAUGGAUGCCGACCAAUGAGUCAGACUGAGGUCACUUUUACUCUCCCGGGGAGUAACACUGAUCUCAACCAGCUACAGCCAAAUCAGAGAAGAGAGAUUGCCCAGAUAUAAGAGAAAGAAGAGGGAGAGAGAGAGAGAGUUUCACCCAGCUAGAACAAUAAAUCCUUUGAUAGGAGGAGAUAAAAACGGUUCGUUGAGAACAGUGUGUUCGGCAAAAUGAAAAAGAUAAUAUGUGGUAGCCUUUUCGCCCCAACCUUUGAAAAAGCAAAAUGUCUGUCAUUUGUCAAAAGUAAUGACCCUCUGUACGACUGAGCUGCUAAAAGUGGUACUUGGGCUUUUGUUCUGGUCUGAUGGUGUAUCUAAUGUAGAGUUUUAGUUGGCUGAGUGAAUGUAGGAACAGCUCUGGUUGUGCUUUUUGUCCCACAAACUGAUUAAAUAUUUGACCUCCGACAAAGACAAUCACAAUCCCAUUAAACUUCACUCCUCGAAACUUUAAUGUGCCUCUUGGGUCUUUUGUUUUCUCUUCCAGAUUCAUCCGGGCCACACAUGUUCAUCUCAUUUAUUAAAUUCUAG
Messenger RNA from Xyrichtys novacula (pearly razorfish), 11050 nucleotides. NCBI's taxonomy places the organism in Eukaryota, Metazoa, Chordata, Actinopteri, Labriformes, Labridae. The record is from the annotation of a GenBank genome assembly.